Musa acuminata AAA Group (dessert banana) is the source of this 712-nucleotide messenger RNA. RefSeq lists its product as uncharacterized. The transcript is spliced from 2 exons. Bases 34 to 543 code for a protein of 169 amino acids. Lineage: Eukaryota; Viridiplantae; Streptophyta; Magnoliopsida; Zingiberales; Musaceae. The record is from RefSeq and is a predicted model, not a curated record.
AUUCAUCCCACAACAACACACCGCAGAGGGCCAAUGGGGAGAUACAUGAAUCAGUAUGACAAAGAGUACUUGAAGAUGGCCAUCAUGAAGCAGGAAGCCACCUUCAGACAACAGGUGCAUGAACUCCACCAUUUGUACCAUGUUCAGCAGCUGCUGAUGAGGGAGAUGAACAACACCAACAAGACGGAUGCACAUAACCGGACACCUGAUCUGAAGCUGCCGGCAGGGGAAUUCAGUGGGAAGAAAGAUAGAAACGUGAGUACGACGGUGGAGGCUUACCGAGAGAGCGACUUGGAGCUGACGCUUGCAACUGGAAGCAGCGCCCGAGGAAAAAGGAAAGAGACAUCAUCGACUUCAGAUUCUGGAUCAAGCUUUUCUUCAUCCUCGACGCAGUCUGGUGGUACCAAACGAAGCAGCAACGGAUCUGGGCAGUGUCCGGUCCGGGAUAUGAGAUUCCAACAUGGGAUCGAGGAACGAAUGAGGGAGGAUGGGAUAAAGCAGCCUCCUUGGUUCUCUCGAUGCUUGAGCCUCAACAUGGCAUGACUGCCUCUGUGAAUUGUAAUGAGAUGUAAUUGUAGUUAUCGGAAGACAACCAAUUUAGAUGAGCAGAGAACUCGUAUAAGAAGGAAAGGCAAACAACCUUGCGCAGCUUAAACUAACACAUACUUGAAGCAAGUUGGUACUUUUUGGUAGUCAUUGACAUUGUUGUCUA